Messenger RNA from Carassius gibelio (silver crucian carp), 887 nucleotides. RefSeq names its product mRNA turnover protein 4 homolog. Gene Ontology annotation, cellular component: nucleolus; preribosome, large subunit precursor. Gene Ontology annotation, molecular function: RNA binding. Bases 71 to 799 code for a protein of 242 amino acids. The record is from RefSeq and is a predicted model, not a curated record. Gene Ontology annotation, biological process: ribosomal large subunit assembly; rRNA processing; nuclear-transcribed mRNA catabolic process. NCBI's taxonomy places the organism in Eukaryota, Metazoa, Chordata, Actinopteri, Cypriniformes, Cyprinidae. The transcript is spliced from 8 exons.
CUUCCUCACAGUUUGUGAAGCACUUUAUCAUCAGACGAAGAAGAAAACACAGAGCCCACACGUGAGAGCCAUGCCGAAAUCCAAGAGGGACAAGAAAGUUUCUUUAACCAAAACAACCAAGAAGGGGUUGGAAGCCAAGCAAAACCUGAUUGAAGAGCUGCGGAAAUGCGCGGACAUCUACAGAUAUGUGUUUGUGUUCUCAGUAGAAAACAUGAGAAACAACAAACUAAAAGACAUCAGGAUGGCCUGGAAACACAGCCGGUUCUUUUUCGGUAAGAACAAAGUCAUGAUGAUCGCACUAGGAAAAGGACCAACAGACGAGUACAAAGAUAAUCUGCAUAAAGUGAGCAAAUUUCUCAGAGGCGAAGUUGGUGUUUUGUUCACAAACAAAACAAAAGAUGAGGUUCAAGAAUAUUUCAGUAACUUUAAAGAGGUGGAUUACGCUCGAGCGGGAAGCGUAGCAACUAUGUCUGUGACGCUGGAUGAAGGUCCGCUGGAGCAGUUUCCACACUCGAUGGAGCCUCAGCUCAGACAGCUGGGCCUCCCUACAGCGCUCAAGAAAGGUGUGGUGACAUUGAUAAAAGAUUUUGAAGUGUGUAAAGAGGGAGACACACUCACACCUGAACAUGCUCGAAUUCUGAAACUCUUUGCAAUCGAAAUGGCGGAAUUCAAAAUAUCAGUCAAGUGCAUGUGGAAUUCUGAAUCUGGGGACUUUGAAAAGCUGACGGACGGUGACAGCGAUGAGACCAAGAAAGAGGAAACCGAUGAAGACUCAGAGGAUGGAGAAGGGAGUGAAUAAAACCUGAACACAGGCUAAGGACUUUCUUUUUUUUUUUUUUUUUUGUGAACAUUAAUUUUGUUCAUCCAACAUAAACCCAUGAAACGUU